Microbotryum saponariae is the source of this 3318-nucleotide messenger RNA. The record is from the annotation of a GenBank genome assembly. Lineage: Eukaryota; Fungi; Basidiomycota; Microbotryomycetes; Microbotryales; Microbotryaceae.
AUGUCAGCCAAGAAAAACAAAGCUGCAGCGACCAUCACGCUCUCCUCCGAUUCGGAGGACGGCACCAAGGCCACCACCCUUUCCAAGACCACGACCAAGAUGGGCGCCGUGACCGCCACCUCGUCGAGCAAGCGAUCGACCCCAGCCCAGAAGACGUCCGCUUCUGCCACGAAGAAGAAACGAGAUGAUGAUGGUGAUUAUGCGAUGGAUGAUGAGGAGGAGGAAGAGGAGUACAAGCCUUCGACGUCAAGUUUGAAGAAGAAGGGAACGAAUGGGACCGCUACCGGGUCGUCUGCAAAGCGAAAAUCCAUCGUCCCGACUACCGAUGAGGAUAGCGAUGACGACGACGAUGUCAAGGGCAAGGGGAAAGCUAAAGCCAAGAUCGCACCCAUUCAGAAAAAAGCCAAAGUCGAGGACGACGAUAACGAGGACAAGGUCGAAGCCAAACCCAAGCCCAAAUGGUCGUACAAACCGAGAGCAGGGCCUUCUGCGCCAGGUGGGUCGGUCAGACUGGUGUCAGUGUCUCCAAACCUGAGGGGAGAAAGCUGAAAAGGUACAACAAUCCCAGGGAGCAAGGAUGUUCCCGUCGGUGCGGAGAACUGUCUCGCCGGGUUGACCUUCGUCUUUACUGGCGAAUUGGAUAGUCUGUCGCGCGAGCAGGGGCAGGAACUCGUCAAGCGCUACGGAGGGUGAGCGCGACUGGCUCGACACCGACUUGCCCGAUGUUAUCUGAUCCUUCAAAGACUACCAUGCAGCCGCGUGACGUCAGCACCCUCUUCCAAGACAUCCUUCGUCGUCCUCGGGCAAGAUGCCGGACCAAAGAAGCUCGAGAUGAUCAAAAAGCACAAGCUCAAGACUUUGAAUGAGGACACCUUUCUCGAACUAAUCGGCAAACGACCCAGUGGAGCCGCCGAUCCCAAGUUCAAGGAGCAGCAAAAGAAGGAAGAGGCCAAGGUGCAGGACAUGGUCAAGGAGAUGAGCAAGAAGAAGGAUGGGCCGUGAGUGACCAACGAGAUCGCAAAAGGGUAGGCCAGAGGAGUUGAUUGCUUUCGAAGAUUGCGAAAACUUCACAGUGAAUUACUCAACCAAUUGUGGACCGUCAAGUAUGCCCCAACCAAGUUGUCAGAGGUGUGCGGCAACAAAUCGACGGUCGAAAAGCUGUCCAAGUGGCUCGAGGCCUGGUCAGUCUUCCGUCCCGCGAACCCGGCCUCUUAGUCCCAUCGAUGCUCACGCAAUGUGGGCGUUCCUGCGUUCCGUACAGGCCCAAAUCACUCAAAUCCGACUUCAAAAAACCGGGACCGGACGCGAUGGGCGUCUUCCGAGCCGUGCUUAUUAGUGGACCUCCCGGCGUGGGCAAGACGACCUCAGCCCAUCUCGUGGCCAAGCAGUUCGGCUACGACAUCCUCGAAUUGAACGCAAGUGACGUCAGGAGCAAGAAAUUGUUGGAGGUAGGUGGGGCCUCACCGGAUAAAAGGUUGAGAAUACGAUGCUAAUCGUUUCAAGUUUCGAGCGCGUUCGCAUUCACCUAGUCGGCUUUCAAGUCCAAGACGUCGGACACGACCAUCUCAGGCUUCUUCAAGAAAGACGAUGGGUUGCAACAGGUGGGUGGUGGUGGGCAAUACGUGGGGAUGGCGUCACCAACUGACCGCCUUGGAUGCCACUUCGGUCGCCCAGGGUGAUAACCUCGGCAUCAACAAGAAGUCGAUCAUCAUCAUGGACGAGGUCGACGGCAUGUCCGCCGGUGAUCGCGGUGGUGUCGGUGCGCUCAACGCCUUGAUUCGCAAGACCAAAGUCCCCAUCAUCGCCAUCUGCAACGACAACAAGUCACCCAAGAUGAAGCCGCUCGCGACGACCUGUUUCCAAAUGUCGUUCCGUCGGCCGACGCCCCCCGAAAUUCGUUCGAGGAUCAUGUCGAUCGCUUUCAAAGAGCAGCUCAAAAUACCCGUCAAUGCAGUUGACCAGCUCAUCGCGGGGUCGCAGUCGGAUAUUCGACAGGUCGUCAAUAUGCUGUCGACGUGGAAAUUGAGCCAGCGGGCGACGAUGGACUUUGAUGAUAGCAAGAAACUGUGAGUUGUGGCCUGGAGCAAUGGUGCACGGGGGCCGCAAUCGAUACUGAUGGCCCCUCGGCUCUGGUCAGUGCCAAGAUGAACGAAAAGAACAUGAUUCAAACGCCUUGGACAUUGUACGGCAAGCUCUUCUCCCCCGGCUCGUUCGCACCCAACUCGGCCAUGUCGCUCAACGAGAAGCUCGAGGUCUACUUCCACGACCAUUCCAUCAUGCCCUUGUUCGUGCAAGAGAACUAUCUGCGCGGCAACUUCACUUCGGCGAGUCGGUUCUCGGGCAAAGAGCAACAGCUCAAGAAGUUGGAGCUCGUGUGCAAUGCCGCGGAUGCGUUGUCGGAUUCGGAUUUGAUUGAUAGGAUGAUCCAUGGGUUAGUCACGCGACGCUGUGUUCAGUUGACUCAUCAUCUGACGAAGGCCGAUGCAGGAGCGAACAACACUGGUCUCUAAUGCCCACACACGGCAUGUUCUCUUGCGUUCGUCCGGCGUUCUACUGCCAUGGCGGUGGAGGCUAUCCGAUGUUCCCCGCGUAAGCCAUCUCAACAUCUUCAACUACCUCUGUUGAACUUUCCACUCACUUUACUUUCUUUACGGACUGUCACGAAUAGCUGGCUCGGCAAGAACUCGGCUCAAGGCAAGAUGCAACGCUUGCUGGGUGAUGUUCAGAUCCACAUGCGACUUCGCGUCUCGGGCGAUCGUCGCGAGAUCCGUCAGAGCUACAUCCCGACCUUGUUCCAACAAAUCGUGACGCCCAUACUCGAAAGGGGUGCUGUGAGUACAUGUUUACCGGUCCUUUGGGCUGCAAGGUAUUGCUUACUGAUCUGAGGUGCAUCUUCUCGACUUCUAGGAGGCGGUGCCUUCCGUCAUCGAGACCUUGGACGACUAUUACCUCACCAAAGAAGACUGGGAUUCGAUCGUCGAGCUCGGCGUAGGCGACCACGCCAGUGAACCCCUACUCAAGAAGAUCCCCGCCGCUGCCAAAGCCGCCUUCACACGCAAAUACAACACCAGCGACCACCCCGUACCUUUCUACAAGAAUUCGGUGGGUAAACCAGCUAUGAAGAUCGCGAAUGCUGGACCGGCGCCGGAUUUGGAAGAGGCGCUUUUGGAUGAUGAGGAGGUGGUCGAUUCGGAUGAGGCUGAGCAGGGGGACGAUUCGGGGUCGGAGAUGGAUAUAACCAAAGAUAAGAUGAUCAAGAAUAAGGCGGCGGGGGCGAAUAAGAAGGGGAAAGGAAGCGCCGCGACGAAGAAGAAGUAA